GUCCAAAGUCUCGCUCUGUGUCCGAAAGCGUUGUGUGCGAAAGCGAGGAAAAUGUCGGCGUCUAGUUCGACUGGUAAUCACUAUCCAGCAGAUAUGCCUCGAAACCGUCGUGCAAAUGGGUCGGCCAAUGGCUCCUCGGAGCCAGUAUCGAAGCCUUCGUCUGCACCAGAGACUCACAUGGAGUUCGGUGGUCCGGCUGGAGUGACAGCGUUGAUGUUGGGAUUUCCUUUACUGAUGUACUACAUGUACAUUGGUGCGACGCUCUACGAUGGCCGUGCUCCAACACCGCAGAAUGGUGAGACCAUCGGUGAAUUCCUGUACCAUCUUUUCGACCUGGCAUACACCCACGCGUUCCCUCAUCGGCGAGCAUGGGCCAUCUACUGGACCUUCCUGAUCCUCCAAGGGAUCGGAUACAUCUACCUGCCCGGAGUAUACGGCAAAGGAAAGUGUUUGCCUCAUUUGAACGGGAAGCAGCUUGACUACUAUUGUUCGGCGGUAUCAGCCUGGUAUAUAACCAUUGCAAGCUCCUUGGCCUUGCACUUCACCGGCAUCUUUCGUCUUGAUACGUUGAUUAACGAGUUCGGCUCGAUUAUGUCGGUGGCGAUCUGCUCAGGCUUCCUGGUCUCCAUUGUCGCUUAUGUGUCGGCAUUGGCCCGAGGGGCGCAACAUCGCAUGACUGGCUCACAUAUUUACGACUUUUUCAUGGGUGCCGAACUGAACCCUCGGCUCUUCAAAUGGCUCGACAUGAAGAUGUUUUUCGAAGUACGCAUCCCAUGGUACAUCUUGUUCCUCCUAUCCCUGGCCACCGCAUUGAAGCAGUGGGAAGAAUUGGGCUAUGUCUCCGGAGAGGUGUGUUUCGUGCUCAUGGCCCACUUCCUGUACGCCAACGCCUGCGCCAAGGGCGAAGAAUUAAUUAUCACCAGUUGGGAUAUGUAUUACGAGAAAUGGGGUUUCAUGCUCAUUUUCUGGAAUCUCGCGGGUGUGCCAAUGAGCUACUGCCACUGCACCCUAUACCUCGCAUCUCACGACCCAUCGACCUAUCGUUGGAACCGCAUUGCGUUGGCUGCCCUGUUCGCGAUGUAUCUCUUUGCUUAUUGGGUCUGGGACACAUGCAACAGCCAGAAGAAUAUGUUCAGAGCCCAGGAGCGCGGAUUCUGGGUGGACCGGAAGACGUUCCCUCAACUCCCUUGGAAAUACAUCGAAAACCCGGAGAAGAUUCCCACUGUAACUGGUGACUCCAUUCUGUGUAGUGGAUGGUACGGUAAGGCACGCAAAGUGCACUAUACUUGCGACUGGUUUUUCGCCUUUUCCUGGGGGUUGAUUACAGGAUUCAACUCGCCAUUCCCGUGGUUCUAUUCGGUUUUCUUCACGACCAUGAUUAUCCACCGCGUCAUUCGGGAUAUCCAGCGAUGCCGGGAAAGAUACGGCGAGGCGUGGGCGGAAUACGAACGCCGGGUCCCAUACCUCUUCAUUCCGGUAAGUCAUCAUGCAUCGCCUUGAGAAUUAUUGAAGCUAAUCGAAUGCUAUAGUACGUAAUCUAAGAUUCAACUUCAGCCCGUUAUG
This is a messenger RNA of Aspergillus pseudonomiae, 1563 nucleotides long. RefSeq names its product c-24(28) sterol reductase (gene erg4A). The coding region runs from base 52 to 1500 and encodes 482 amino acids. Gene Ontology annotation, molecular function: Delta24(24-1) sterol reductase activity. Gene Ontology annotation, biological process: ergosterol biosynthetic process. The transcript has 4 exons. Gene Ontology annotation, cellular component: endoplasmic reticulum membrane. NCBI's taxonomy places the organism in Eukaryota, Fungi, Ascomycota, Eurotiomycetes, Eurotiales, Aspergillaceae. The record is from RefSeq and is a predicted model, not a curated record.